Messenger RNA from Melopsittacus undulatus (budgerigar), 2482 nucleotides. It is a transcript of the gene MMP15, whose product is annotated as matrix metallopeptidase 15. Bases 1 to 1929 code for a protein of 642 amino acids. Gene Ontology annotation, cellular component: extracellular matrix. The transcript has 10 exons. Lineage: Eukaryota; Metazoa; Chordata; Aves; Psittaciformes; Psittaculidae. The record is from RefSeq and is a predicted model, not a curated record. Gene Ontology annotation, biological process: extracellular matrix organization; collagen catabolic process; proteolysis. Gene Ontology annotation, molecular function: metalloendopeptidase activity; zinc ion binding.
AUGGCAGGAGGUGGUGGCGCCCCCUGCUGGGCGGGCGGGCGCCCCCCGCCGGUCCUGAUGCUGCUGGUGCUGCUUCUGACGGCGGCUGGAGAGGACAUCGAUGCGGAGGCAUGGCUACGGCUCUAUGGGUACCUGCCACAGCCCAGCCGGCACAUGUCCACCAUGCGCUCGGCUCAGACCUUCUCUGCGGCCCUCACCGAGAUGCAGAAGUUCUACGGCAUCACUGUCACCGGCGUCCUGGAUGAGGAGACCAAGGCGUGGAUGAAGCGUCCCCGCUGUGGGGUCCCGGACCAGUUUGGAGCACGGAUGAAGUCCAACAUGCGGCGGAAGCGGUACGCGCUGACAGGGAGGCGCUGGACCCAGAGUUAUCUCACUUUCAGCAUCCAAAACUACACAGAGAAGCUGGGUCGGUACCACUCAUACGAGGCCAUCCGCCGAGCAUUCCAGGUGUGGGAGCAAGCCACACCGCUGGUUUUCCGGGAGGUGCCCUAUGAGGACAUCCGGCAGAAGCGGAAGAAGGAGGCUGACAUCAUGGUGCUCUUUGCCUCUGGCUUCCACGGAGACAGCUCCCCCUUUGAUGGUGUUGGGGGAUUUUUGGCUCACGCCUACUUUCCCGGCCCUGGUAUGGGGGGGGACACGCAUUUUGACUUGGAUGAGCCCUGGACGCUGGAGAACACAGAUGUAUCUGGGAACAACCUUUUCUUGGUGGCUGUGCAUGAGCUGGGUCACUCACUGGGCUUGGAGCACUCCAGCAACCCCAGCGCCAUCAUGGCCCCUUUCUACCAGUGGAUGGACACGGAGAACUUUCAGCUGCCCGAGGAUGACCUCAAGGGCAUCCAGCAGCUCUACGGUACCACGGACGGGCACCCUCAGCCCACCAAACCUUUGCCCACCGUGACACCCCGGAGACCUGGCAGGCCAGACCAGAAACCCCCCAGGCUGCCCCCCCCAGGGAAACCAGACCGACCCCCCAGGCCUGGCAGCCCAGACCGGCCUGACCAGUACGGCCCUGACAUCUGCGAUGGGAACUUUGACACGGUGGCAGUGCUGCGUGGGGAAAUGUUUGUGUUCAAGGGCCGGUGGUUCUGGAGAGUGCGGCACAACCGGGUGCUAGACAACUACCCCAUGCCCAUCGCACACUUCUGGCGGGGCCUCCCUGGGGACAUCGAUGCCGCCUACGAGAGGCACGAUGGGAGAUUCGUCUUCUUUAAAGGUGACCGGUACUGGCUCUUCCGAGAAGCCAACCUGGAGCCUGGUUACCCACAGCCCCUGGUCACCUAUGGACAGGGCAUCCCCUACAGCAGCAUUGACACAGCUGUGUGGUGGGAACCCACAGGGCACACCUUCUUCUUCCGUGGGGACAGAUACUGGCGCUUUAAUGAGGACACCCGCGCCGUGGAUCCCGGGUACCCAAAGCCCAUCUCUGUCUGGGUGGGCAUACCUCCUUCACCCAAGGGUGCCUUCCUCAGCCCGGAUGCCUCCUCCACCUACUUCUACAGAGGUACAAAGUACUGGAAAUUCGAUAAUGAGCGGCUGAAGACGGAACCGGGUUAUCCCAAAUCCAUCCUGCGGGACUUCAUGGGCUGUCACACGGAGCUGGUCCCAGACCCCCAUCCCCACUGGCCCGAUGGGGACCAGCCCCCCUUCAACCCUGAUGGGGAUGGGCGGGCCAAAGGCAAUGAGGAGGAGGAGGAGGAGGGGGAGGAGGAAGAGGAUUACGGUGAGGGUGGCCACCAGCCGGGUAGGGACGUGGAUGUGGUGGUGCAGAUCGACGAGUACACGCGCACCAUGAGCGUGGUCAUGGUGCUGGUGCUGCUGGUGCUGCUGCUCUGCAUCCUCGGCCUCAUCUACGUCAUCGUCCAGAUGCAGAGGAAGGGCACCCCGCGGAUGCUCUUGUACUGCAAGCGCUCCCUGCAGGAGUGGGUCUGACCCUGCUCCUCCCCAGACCUCCCCACCACCAUGGUGCUAACAAUGAACCUGACCUCCCCUCCCCUUGUCCUUCCCCACAGCCUCGGUCCCGCUGCCCCUUUGUUGCUUGAUGCUCUUCCAGCCUCACAAAAGGGGAUGUGUCAUGUCCUCCUCCGGGUUGGGAACAGGGGAUGGUCAUGGUGGGGCUGGAGGCCAUCCACCUGCCUGUGCCCCCGCCCUAGGCUGUGCCCCUCAGGUUGCCCCCAUCAUGCUUUGGCUGUGCCGCAUGGGGGGAGCAGGCUGGAGCUGCACACACGUGCUGCGAGCUGGCAGGUCUCAGCUGCCAGCACUGCACUGGCCGGGAAGCACGAGGGGAGUGGGGAUGCUGAGCUCGCGGACGUGUUUCUUCUUGAACCAUGGGGAUACAGGAAUGUGCCUAAAGAUGUCAUGAGGGGGGCAAGAUGCCACCUUUGCAGCUCCUCUUUGGGCUCAGCUCAUCCUGGGCCCUGCCAGGACACAGGGUCCUGUGGGCAUGGCCGCCUUGUACGUCUAUUAAAUGGGUUGGGUAUGUGGA